AUGUAUAAGAGAGCUUAUAGCGAAUCAGUAGUUCUAUCAAAGAAUUUAUAUAACAAAGACAGUGUUAAAGAUACACACCAUAAACUAAAAACAAAUGAAAUUAUAGAAAAGACAGAAACAAAACUAGAAAAUGUUGUGGUAAGAAUUAGAAAGUUAGAUAAAAAUGAAAAGUCCACAUUACAUACAGAUCCAAAUGAUAGAACAGCAUUAUAUUUUGAUAAAGACUUUGAAAUAGAAAAAUAUAAUUUCGAUAUAGUUUUUGAUGAAAAUGAUGAUAAUCAAACAAUAUUUAAUAAAAUAGGAGGACAGUUUAUUAUUAAUAAUGUAUGUAAUGGAUUUAAAGAGACCAUAAUUACUUAUGGACAAACUGGAAGUGGUAAAACGUAUACAUUGUUUGGAUCUAAUAAAGAAUAUGGAAUCAUUUAUUAUUUUGUUCAUUAUUUAUACAAAUUAUGUAAUUCAAAAAAUAAAAAUAAAAAAAAAGCUAUUUAUUUAAGUAUUUAUGAAAUUUUGGGAGAUACACUUAUUGAUCUUAUAUCCAACCUCAAUGAAAAAAAUAUAGAAUUCUAUACGGAAGAAUACUAUCUUAAAACUAUAAGAUAUUCUUAUAAAGUUGUUAAUAUUCAAAAUUAUGAUAUAGCAAAAAAAAUCAUUGACAGUGCAUGUCUUUUAAGAAACGUUGAGGCAACAUCUCAAAAUAUGCGAUCAAGUAGGUCUCAUGCAAUAAUCCAAUUUUUCGUGAACAUCUCCGAUUGCACCUUGCACAACGGCAUCGAAACUAUAAAAGAUUAUUACGGUGUUUUAACCUUAGUUGACCUGGUUGGAUGUGAAAGAGAGGAAUUUAAUACAAAUAAAAAUGAACACAGAAAUGAUAAAACAUCUAGCAAAUUUUUAAAUUCCUCCCUUACGUCGCUAAACAAAAUGUUGAGGAAAAUGCAGAUGGGAAAUCUUGAUGAGUCAGAUAAAAGACAAAGCGUUCUUUGCAAAGUUCUUUUUAAUUAUAUCCAGAAAACUUGUGGAGUUUGCUUAAUAUUUUGUUUUAAUCCAAAAAUCAGCCAAAAAAGUCUAACUAGUUCCACUUUAAUUAUGGCUAGCGAUUGCAAAAAAAUAAAAAGCAAAAGAAAACAACUGAUUUAUGUAAAAUCUGAAAACAAGGAGAGUUUUUUCAAAAAAAUAGCUAACGAUGAUUCAUCAAAGAAUGGUAAUAAUAAAGAAAAAGAAAAAAAAUAUGAAGGAUCAAAGUGGGAAAAUUACAAUACGAUAAAGAAGAAUGUAGAAAAUGGGAAAGACAAAGAAGAAGAAAUGGAAAAGAAGCAUGUAGAAAAUAUAAAUAACUUGGUAGAAAUAGAAGAAAAUAAGUAUUUAAGACUUGAAAACAAUUGUGCAAUAUUUCUUAUAUAUUUAAAUGAUGAUAAACAAGAAGAUGUAAUAAACAUUUUAAAUAAGAAAAAAGAUAACGGGAAAUUAAAUUCUUUAAAGAAAAUAUUAUGUGAUAUUAUAAAUGAACAAGUAAAAGAAGAAAAAAAACGAAAAAAUGUGUUAGAACAAUUAAAAAGUGAUAAUUUGAAAUUGAAAAAUGAGAAUGAUUAUUGGAAGAAAGAAGCUUAUAAUUAUCAUAAUAAAUUAAAAAUAUUAAAUAAAAAUUAUUUAAAAAUGAAUGAGUUUCUUUUAAAAACAUUAAAUGCGAGUACAAAUGAUAAUAAUACUUCAUCGGAUUAUACUACAUCAUUAUUUUCGAAGUUGGAUGAGAAAAAAGGAAUAAAUGAUGAAAGACAAAAAAAUCAGACACGAGGAAAAAAUGAUAUGAAUUUGUCUAGCCAUAAUAAUGAUGAUACUAUUAAUAAUGAUAAUGAUGAUAAUAAUGAUGAUAAUAAUGAUGAUAAUAAUAUUGAUAAUAAUGAUAAUAAUAUUGAUAAUAUUCAUAAUAAUAUUGAUAAUAUUCAUAAUAAUAAUAAUUAUUAUUAUAAUAAUCAGGUUGUUAACACAUAUGCGCAACUCAAACAAAAGAAACAACUUGUUCAAAACAAAUCAGCACAUAUUUUGAAUAAUAGUUCAAGUGAUAUAUUAAGAACAAGCGAUAAAGGCAAUUCUCAUAACCCGACAACUUAUUAUAAUGAGGAUCAUUUAUUAUUACAUAAGAAUAAUACACAAUUUAUUGAAGAGAAAAACAAACAAAGAAAAGAAUAUUAUAAAGAAGUAAUAAAUAAUAAAGGAUCAAAUAUUAAUAAAGCGGAUGAUCAAACGAAUAAUCGCAUAGAAGAUAACUUAAGAAAUCACAUACUUAAUAAUAUAAAUAAUGAGAAGAAUUACAUAAAUGAUUAUACAAAUAAUAAAAGUUAUCAAGAGGAAAUUCCUUAUCCCAAUAAAGAAGAUAACAAACAUAGAAGUAACAAAAUGAUGUUACAAAAUAAUAUGAUAAAAGGAGAAAUAUAUAGAAAAAAUAUAUAUGAGAAAUAUAAAGAAAACGGUGUUACAAAUAAUAUGGAAAUUGAAAUGAAAAAUAAAAAAAAAAUAAAUAAUUUGAACUCUCAAAAUAUACAAAGAAAUAAUUCAAUGAAAGAAACUACUAAUAUGUUGUCGAUAGAUAAUAUAAAUAAAAAAUAUUAUGAACAAUAUAAAAACAUUUCUCCUGAGAACAAUACUUGUAUAAUAACAGACAAAUUAAAUUUAUUACAAAAAAAAAAAGACACAACAAAAAAUAUUAUUCACCCUUUAUCGAAUAAUGAUAAUAAAAUGUUAACCAAUAUUACUAUUGAUUCUUUAGCAACAAAAAUAAAAAAUAGAUUGUUGAAAUCAAGAAGUUUAUCAAUAGCUAGAGAGCAUAAAAUAUGA
Molecule: messenger RNA, 2832 nt
Organism: Plasmodium falciparum 3D7
Lineage: Eukaryota; Apicomplexa; Aconoidasida; Haemosporida; Plasmodiidae
Product: putative kinesin-like protein
Biological process (GO): microtubule-based movement
Molecular function (GO): cytoskeletal motor activity; microtubule motor activity; microtubule binding
Source: RefSeq, a predicted model, not a curated record